Messenger RNA from Pan troglodytes (chimpanzee), 1341 nucleotides. It is a transcript of the gene MCTS2, whose product is annotated as MCTS family member 2. The transcript has a single exon. Lineage: Eukaryota; Metazoa; Chordata; Mammalia; Primates; Hominidae. The record is from RefSeq and is a predicted model, not a curated record. The coding region runs from base 126 to 671 and encodes 181 amino acids. Gene Ontology annotation, molecular function: RNA binding. Gene Ontology annotation, biological process: formation of translation preinitiation complex.
AGCGACAACGGCUCUGACCGUCUGGCAGGCCGCGUGGCGCCCGCGCCGGCCUUCCUGCAGGGGACUCCACCGGAGCCUUGCCAAUUCCGUUUGUUUCCCUGUUGUCGCCCGCUUCACCCUGGAUCAUGUUCAAGAAGUUUGAUGAAAAGGAAAGUGUGUCCAACUGCAUCCAGUUGAAAACGUCAGUUAUUAAGGGCAUUAAGAGCCAACUGGUAGAGCAAUUUCCAGGUAUUGAACCAUGGCUUAAUCAAAUCAUGCCUAAGAAAGAUCCUGUCAAAAUAGUCCGAUGCCACGAACAUACAGAAAUCCUUACCGUAAGUGGGGAAUUACUGUUUUUUAGACAAAGAAAGGGGCCUUUUUGUCCAACUCUAAGGUUGCUUCACAAAUACCCUUUUAUCCUGCCACACCAGCAGGUUGAUAAAGGAGCUAUCAAAUUUGUACUCAGUGGCGCAAAUAUUAUGUGUCCAGGUUUAACUUCUCCUGGAGCUAAGCUGUACCCUGCUGCGGUAGAUACGAUUGUAGCAGUCACAGCGGAAGGAAAACAGCAUGCUCUGUGUGUUGGGGUCAUGAAGAUGUCUGCAGAAGAUAUUGAGAAAGUCAACAAAGGAAUUGGCAUUGAAAAUAUCCAUUAUUUAAAUGAUGGGCUGUGGCACAUGAAGACAUAUAAAUGAGCCUCAGAAGGAAUGCAUUUGGGGGGCUAAAUGUGGAUAUUGAUUGUGUCGUAUGUGUGUUUGUGUCUGUGUGUGACAGCGUGAAUACAAUGCCUCUGUGGUUAUGCUAAAUAAGUUUAACAGAUACUUUAUAGAAAACAAAUCAGGGUGCUCUUACCACAGAUGAAAAAACAAAUUAGGGGACAAGCAGCAAGCAGUCUGCUACACUCUGGAAUGUGAAAGGAGUGUCUGGACUCUGUGACUCCCGGCAAACUCCACAGCCUCUAGUUGUCUUCUUAGGAAGCUUGGAAGCAAUUGAGAAGGGUCUAACAUCAAGAUGUCUACCACAGGGCCCCCCACAAAAGCAGCCUCGGGGACUCCGGCCUUUCCUUGAGACCUGCAUCUCUUCCCUUCUUCAUCGCCUGCUAGUGAACUGAGACUGCCGCUAACCUUCUUCAUCCUUUGGUGGCAAAGUAGAAAGAUUCCAGAAUUAACUCGACCUUUCUAAAGACCUGGGCUCAGUGGCAGCUGGCACUGACUGAGCACCCGCUAUGUGCCAGGCACUGUGCUGAAUGCAUUGUAAGGACUGUCUUACUUAUUCCCCCACAGCAGCCCUAAGAAGGGGUGCUGUUAUCCCCUUUUUACAGAUAAGAAAACUGAAGCUCAGAGAGGGCACUGCCUUCCCCAAGGU